AUGGACACCCUGGCCGAGCGCAGCUACUCGCACGACUCGCAGUUCGUCGGCCGCGACGCACGCCUCAACUCCAUCUACGACAAGUACCUCUACGACCCGCGCGACCUCACGUCGCCCGACCCGCGCCUCCGCGAGCUGGCACGCAAGGCCAGCAAGCUGCAGCACGCACCGCGCAGCGCACCCGCAGCAGCCAGCGCCGACGGCAUGUCGGCCGCACAGCAGCGCAAGAAGCGCCAGUCGGCCAUCGGCUUUGCGCCGGGCACCAAGGGCGGCAAUGCCGGCGCCGCGCCGGCGCACCGCCGCGACGACAGCGGCGGCGGCGCCUGGGCCGGCUUCAUGAUGGGCAACGGCGCCGUGUCGGACAGUGACAGCGACAGCGACGCCGAGGCGGACCGGCGUCGUCGCCCGCCGCCGCAGAAGGCCGCAGAGGGCAGCCGCGCCGUGGCGGCUCGCAGUGCCGCCGCUGAGCCAGAUGUCGCCGCCGCCGGGCAGCGCGGAAGCUGGACUUCCCGUGCCGCCGCCGUCGGCUCGCGCCCGCCGGACAGCGCCUCGCAGAACCCGCCGACGCUGAAGCUGCUCGGCCUCAAGAGUCUCAAGGACGGCGGCUCGCCGAUUGGCCACUCGCCGGCAGCAGGCGACUCGCACUUUGCGGCACAGCAGGGAGCGCCGCGCAGCACGGCACGCACGCCCGACUUUGAGAUGAUCGCCGGCGCCGAGCAGCGCGACGCGCGCCGCAACGACGAGCGCACCAUGAGCGCGAGCGACUAUGGCGAUGAGGUGGAUGCGCGGCACGGCAGCACCAUCGACUUUGGCCGUGCGAUGCAGCGCGGCGCGGACGAGGCGCGCCCGAGCCGCGGCGUGCACCUCAGCGACGACGGACCGGCGCCGCCUGCCUCGAGCCAGAAGGGCCGUCCCGUGAGCCCGCGCACGGCGCUGACCCGCCAGCUCGGCCUCGUCACGCCGAUGCCCGAGCAGCCCGCGUCGAUGGCCGCGAGCGGCGACUACUUCGGCGGUGGGCCGCCGGCGCCGAUGAGCGCCGGCCCGUCUGCACCGGCGGGCUACGACUCGCGUGGACCGCCGCCGGGCAGUCUUGACUCGCGUGCACCGUCUUCGGCGCCGCCGCACCCACGCACGCUGCUGCCUGCUCCUUCUCAAGGCCCGCCGCCACCGCAAGGCCGUGCUCCGCCGCCGGCACAGCUGCGCGCUCCGCCGCCGCCGCAGCAGGCCAUGCGUGGCCCACCAGGCGAUCGCUUUGGCGGCGGCGCACCUGGCGUGCCGCUUCAGCGAGGCAUGCCAGGCCCGCCGGGCCCGGGCAUGCGAGGCCCACCGUCGCCUCUUGGCGGACCGCAGCCGCCGCCGCAAGCCAUGCAGCGUGGUCCGCCGCCGUCGUACGGCAGCGACCCGCGCGGCAUGCCGUCGCCGACUGGGCCGCCUGGCGGCUUCGACCGCGGCCUCGCUCCCCCUGGCGCCAUGCGUGGCCCGCCGAGCCCGCGCGGUCCGCCCGGCCCUGGCUACGGUCCGCCUCGCGGUCCGCCCGUACCGCCGGCCGGCUUUGCGCCGCAGGGCAGCCGGCCGCAGCAGCCCCCGCCCGCCGGCUUUUCCGACUCGCGCCCGCCGCAGAAGGGCGCCGGCAACGUUUUCCGCCGCUCGAUGGCCUUCUUUGGCGGCGACGGUCCCGGGCCUGCGCCGCGCCCGCCGAACGGCAAGCGCCAGAGCGCCUUCCGCCGGAGCAUGGCGUUCAUCACUGGCCGGCCGAUGCCCGAGCCCGCGCCGGCGCCGCGUCCGUACGAGGACGACGACGCCAACGCGCCGCAGCCGCGCGUGCGCGGCUUCGUCGAGGAGAAGCCCAAGUCGCGCAAGAGCAUCUUCUUUGGCGCCAGCGGCAUGGGCGACGAGUGGGACGUGAGCGGCCGCGGCGAGCGCUUCUGGCGCCGCUUCUCGCUCGCGCAGCAGGUCGCCGCCAAGCCCGACGCCACGAGCGCGGCCUUCCGCGCCAAGGUGCGGCGCCGCCAGCGCAUGGUCAAGUGUCUCUCGUUCCUCGGGCUGCUCGCCAUCAUCGCCGGCAUCGCCAUCGUCAUCGUCUGGCGCGAGGGCAAGUCGAAGACGACGGACAUUCCCGGCUCCAUCAACCGCGCCGAGAACGGCGGCACCUACACGCCGCCGUCGGCCGGCGUCAAGACGCGCCGCGACACGGGGCUCUACGGCCUGCCCGCCUUCCCGGCGCCGACGCACGCGCCCGCCGCUGCACUGCCCGACCUCUACGACGUCGCCAUGGGCAGCAAGCGCUCCGUGCCGUUUGGCGACGCGGCCGGCGCGGCCCUCGCACGCCGCCAGCAGCACCGCCGUCUCGAGCACGACGCUGCCGCCUAA
Molecule: messenger RNA, 2370 nt
Organism: Tilletiopsis washingtonensis
Lineage: Eukaryota; Fungi; Basidiomycota; Exobasidiomycetes; Entylomatales
Exons: 1
Coding region: 1-2370 (789 amino acids)
Source: RefSeq, a predicted model, not a curated record